GGCUGUAUAAGGCCUGUCCCACAACUUUUUUGUGAACCGCCAACAUGUCUUCACCCAUUAUUUUGCCCCCCGGUUUCGCGUAUGUAGCAGCUGGACUCGUAUCCACCGCUUGGGUUCUUGGCUGGCAGGCUCUGGUCGUGGGCCGUCACAGGACAAAGUCCGGAAUCAAGUACCCUCAGCUAUAUGCCGAGAAAGCAGAGGCCGAUGCUUCUAAAGCAGCAUUGCUCUUCAACUGCGCCCAGCGUGCCCACCAAAACACAAUCGAGCACAUGCCUCUUAUCAUUGUGACCACUUUGGUGACUGCAUUGAAGCAUCCCGUCCUUGCUGGGUAUGCAUGUGGUUUUUGGGCACUGUCCCGUGUUCUGUACACCUUGGGGUACACCACUGGAGAUCCAGUCAAGCGUAACACACGCGGUGGCAUACUGGGUGAACUUUCUGUUUUUGGACUUCUCUUUGGUUCCACCUACACGGCGUAUGAACUCUUAUGCUCAUCUACUUGAUGUGUCUGCUCUUGCCAGGGCGUUCUAUACAUCUGACGUGACAAGUAGUGACCGGGAAAAUAUCCUUGAUGUCUAAUUUUUAAUACGUGACAUGGAGAGAAUAUAGUCAGACAAUUUCCACCAAAGAGGGUCAGGCCAUCUGAGGGACGGCCUAGUUUACGUUCACAUUUGAAACUUUCUUCAGCCAUAAGCGUGCGCUCUCAUUGGUGGAGAGGUACUUGGGCGACACUAGGCGCUCGGCUACAUACAGGCUUCUGUUGAGAACAAGUUCAAAACUUGUUUUCACCGGUUCGACUUUUUU
This is a messenger RNA of Suillus paluster, 801 nucleotides long. RefSeq lists its product as uncharacterized. Bases 45 to 500 code for a protein of 151 amino acids. The record is from RefSeq and is a predicted model, not a curated record. Lineage: Eukaryota; Fungi; Basidiomycota; Agaricomycetes; Boletales; Suillaceae. The transcript has 7 exons. Gene Ontology annotation, cellular component: membrane; nuclear envelope; endoplasmic reticulum. Gene Ontology annotation, molecular function: glutathione peroxidase activity; glutathione transferase activity.